GGUGAAGCAGAUUAAGGCAUCCAAUGCCAGGCUCAUCGUAACACAAGCCUGUAGCGUCGUUAAGGUAAAAGAUUACGCGGGGGAGAAUGGCAUCAAGGUGGUGUGCACCGACACGGCGGCGGACGGCUGCCUGCACUUCUCGGAGCUGGCGGAUGCGGAGGAAGAUGGGAUGCCGGAGGCGGGCGUGAAGCCGGACGACGUGGUGGCGCUGCCGUAUUCCUCCGGGACGACGGGGCUCCCGAAAGGGGUGAUGCUGACCCACAAGGGCCUGGUGACCAGCCUGGCGCAGCACGUGGAAGGGCAGAAUCCUCACUUUUACCUGCGCGGCGAAGACGUGCUGCUCUGCGUUUUGCCCUUCUUCCACAUCUACUCGAUGUCCAUAUUUCUCUGCGGGUUGCGGGUCGGGGCCCGCAUCUUGAUAAUGCAGAGGUUCGAUAUCGUGCCGUUCCUGGAGCUGAUACAGAAGUAUAAAGUGACGAUUUGCCCCUUCGUACCGCCGAUCGUAUUGGCCAUUGCGAAGAGCCCGGCGGUGGACAAUUACGACCUUUCGUCGGUUCGGAUUGUCAUGUCCGGGGCGGCCCCGUUAGGUAAGGAGCUCCAAGACACCGUUAGAGACAAAUUCCCUAACGCUACCUUUGCGCAGGGAUAUGGAAUGACAGAAGGAGGGUCAGUACUGGCGAUGAGCUUAGCCUUCGCAAAAGAGCCUUUCCAGAUCAAAUCGGGGUCGGUUGGAACUGUGGUUCGGAACGCCGAGUUGAAGAUUGUGGAUCCGGAGAUGGGAUCCUCUUUGCCCCGGAAUCAACCCGGAGAGAUCUGUAUCAGGGGUGACCAAAUCAUGAAAGGUUAUUUGAAUCAACCAGAGGCCACUAAAAGCACGAUUGACGGUGAAGGAUGGCUGCAUACGGGAGAUAUAGGGUACAUCGAUGAGGACGACGAGUUGUUCAUUGUGGACCGACUGAAGGAGCUGAUCAAAUACAAGGGCUUCCAGGUUGCCCCGGCUGAACUUGAAGCCUUACUCCUUAACCAUCCCCUACUCUCUGAUGCUGCAGUCAUUCCCAUGAAAGAUGAAGAGGCAGGAGAAGUCCCAGUUGCUUUUGUUGUUAAGUCCAAUGGAUGCACCAUCACGGAGGAUGAAGUUAAAGACUUCGUCUCCAAACAGGUUAUAUUUUACAAAAGAAUAAAGAGAGUAUUUUUUGUGGAUGCUGUUCCCAAGUCUCCCUCGGGGAAAAUUCUAAGAAAGAACCUGAGGGCAAGACUAGAAGCCGGAGUGCCCAAUUAAUUCUAGCUCCGAUCUACAUCCAUGCCACUGGAUGGGAGCCUUUUGAGUUUUUUCCUUACACUUCGAUAUUCUACUAUUGUAAAAUAAUAAUUGCAAUUAUUGUUAAUAAUGGUAUCAAGAGUACUUUCUUAUAA
Molecule: messenger RNA, 1413 nt
Organism: Cuscuta europaea
Lineage: Eukaryota; Viridiplantae; Streptophyta; Magnoliopsida; Solanales; Convolvulaceae
Source: the annotation of a GenBank genome assembly